This is a messenger RNA of Aureobasidium subglaciale EXF-2481, 3795 nucleotides long. RefSeq lists its product as uncharacterized. NCBI's taxonomy places the organism in Eukaryota, Fungi, Ascomycota, Dothideomycetes, Dothideales, Saccotheciaceae. The record is from RefSeq and is a predicted model, not a curated record. Bases 1 to 3795 code for a protein of 1264 amino acids. Gene Ontology annotation, molecular function: tRNA (guanine) methyltransferase activity; RNA binding. Gene Ontology annotation, biological process: tRNA methylation. The transcript has a single exon.
AUGGUCGAUUCUUCUGUAUCUGUUUAUACGACGCUGGCGGACAUUUUUCUUAGCAGAAUUCCGGAACGCGAGCGCUACUCUUCUGUUCGUGAACUUGCCUCCAACGUCGACAAUACCUCACUUGGACUUGUCGCCGCGCUCGCCGAUUCAUGUCCGGAUGAAGAAGCCAACGUGCAUCUAAAUGAGUUUUUGAUCAGAUCAAUUGAACAGGAUGAAGCUUCUCCGGCUGCAGCUCUGUGCGUCCAAUAUCCUCGGAUCCGAAAUGCUUUAUUGCACUGGACAGAUCGCGAACUUCACAUAUGCUUCUCACAACUUCUACGUCAACCAGAAAACACUGAAUUUGUCGUCCCGGUUGAGAAAAUUUUGAUCGUUGAUCCAUUCGUGUCGCACUACGAUCCUGAACUCGGAGUUGAUCGCCAACUCGAUGAACUUGUCAAGACGACAAUCUUGUACCUGAGCUUUGCCAAACAGCUCUUUCGAAGUCCUAUCUCUGACAAGACAUUCACUGUCUCGAGUCCGAUAGUCAGUGCUAUAUUUGGUCUUCUUGCAUCUUCGAACGCGGACAUCGCAACUGCGGCCAAGGAUACCAUUCUCGCUUUCCUGGCCGCUUUCAAAGCUGGUACUUUCACGUUCUCGCACUACAAGACAGAUCCGGAUGAGUUAGACAGACAUCUCUGGCAAUGUAUUCGUAACCUAUUGGACUUUAGCGAGCGGAGUUCAUACAAGACUACCGCAUAUACUAUCUGGUUACGAUGGCUUGAUCUAGACAGUCACGGCUACUCGCGUCAAGUCGCUCUACAGAAGGACUCUUACUGGAAGUACCUGCUUGGCACACUCGGUCAAUCAUCUCAAGGAGACACUGAGCAACGAAAGAUAUGUCUACAUGUCCUCAAGAAAUCCAUCUCGAUCUCUCGCAAUAACAUUCGCGCCAACGAUAUGGAGUUGAAAUUGGACCAAGAAGACAAGCCAGGAUCUCUAGUCACUGAAUCUCAGUAUGCAAGAUUCUGUACAGUGUAUGAGACAAUUGUCAUCGGAAGAUACCUCAAUCAGGCAUUGGAGUGUGUACAGGACCUGGAUCAUCUUGCUUCCGCAGAAACCAUGGUCCAGAAGUCAUGGCUCUUUGCUUUGCUUGAGUCUUCACUCUCACCAGUUACUCAAGACAGCAUGCGUAAGAUGUUGGGAAACUGGCUGAUGAGCACUGACGUCAGACUGUUCAGUCAUGCUGAAGAGUUCGCGACGUUAUUGCAGAAGUCGUUCCUUCCAUGGGCCACUCAAGGUCCUUUGUUCACUGGUAGUGUUCAGGGAAAGACGAGAAACAUGAAGUGUGCUCAUGGAACAAGACUGUCAAACUUCUUGGAGCGGCUGCUACAGGUCCAUCUCAGCCGGGAUGAUGCGUACUCAAGAAAAUGCAUUGUCAAUGCUGUUCUGACAUAUCUGGAUACCAACAAGAACAAGAUCGUUCCUGUCGCCGUCAUCUACCUGCUUCAGGGCCUGGCCAAGGGUCUCAAGGGAGAGUCUACAGCUUGCAUGGAAGGCGAGGCACUAGAGCUGAUUCUCAGUCUAUCGAGAAUUACGGGCUACCCUGAAGUUGCACGCGAUGCAAUGCUCGUACAGUGCUACAAGCUCUCAAAACUCAUCAGUCAGGACGCAGAGACAUACGGAGAGCUUGGUACAGAAAAGCUUACUGCGUCCGACGCCAAGCUCGAGGUUCUUACCAAGCAAAUCGAAGCUUUCAAGAUCAACACUCCUUCGCGAUUUGAGACUGACGAGAAGAGAUCUGCCAGAUGGCAAUCCCUCGAUCAAUUAUUGGAUGAACUCGACAGCUCCCGUCAUACGAGUGUACAAGGCAGUGGAUUGUUGAUGGCUUGCGAAUCAUUGAUAGCAAUCCUGGACAAGGCUUCUGGCGAAAGUCUAGAUGCUCGAAAACUAGACAGAGCUUUUGAUGCUGUUUGGAACGAGAUUGAGAGACAAGACUAUCCUAGAGAUGUCCUCAUGUUUUUACCUCGUCUGGCUUUACACCCCGGGUGUGUCAGUCACUGUCUUGAGGAUGAAUCGCUAUGUGCCACGAUCUUGGAAAUCUUCACUCAACUUCAGCGUCUCCAAAAGGGCAGGAUCUAUCUAUGGACGCCCAUCAUGAAGGCAUACAGAACAGCUAUGAUCGUUUGCCCUGCUGCUGCGGAAUCAUUUGGCUUGAAUGAAUUCAUCACGCAGACGGCGAACAAUCUCCCUGCUGCAAGGCUCGAGUUCAAGCUUGAAGCCGCUGCCAUUCAGCUGUUGACAGAGGACAAAGACAUCCCUCGCAGCUACAGCGAUUACUACGGCGAGUACGAAGAAGUCGGACACGCUGCUUUCUUCGAUCUUGUCAACCGGUUGAACACCAUCGACUCGGAGUUGGUCAUUGACCUCUACGAUAGUCUGCUCAAGCCAUGGACAAAGCAAAAGCCUCCCGUACCUAUUGUCACUCGAUGGAAGACCAACACACAGCUUCAGGUCUUGCUUAUGCUAUCCGAACAGCGUCUCCAGACUGUGUCGGCUCAAGAGGCGGAGCAGCAGCUUCGCGUACUGCUGAGAGUGGUCGCCAUCGAGCCGCUGCCAAGAUAUCGCUUUUUGCUGGAGUGGAUCAUCGCUCGAGUCAUUCUCAAUUUCCCUUCGACUGGUGAGCUCGUACUCGAUGCGUUAUCAUCAAAAGACCACCAUUCGAACCCGAAGUAUUUGGGAACUCUCGUCAAGAUUGCCUUGAUGAUUGCUUGCCAAGAUACCUGCUCUCGCGACUUCGCAGCUAGGGUAGCAUAUCGUCUCGUUGCCCUUGCUUCCAGCGCGAAGAUUAUCAUCCGUCAUGAGGCACAAUGGUCAUUCCCUAUUUUGUGGGAUUACGCUGACAGCCGAGGCUGGACAGAGAUCAAGGAUAACCUUGCUUGUGCUGCCUUGAACGAGUAUAUCCGUAGUCUCGAAAGAUUCGCAGAGCCACCUGCAGCAAGAGAGCUUGAGCGCCUCGAUCCUGCAGCUGAUAAUACCCUCACAAAUUUGCUUCAGGGCAAGUACUUGCGUGUCGAACCACCAGGCGAAGAAGCCGUUGUGUCUGGUGACUUCCAGCGUUUGUGGGAGCAAGACACUAUCACCAGAUCAACCUUUGAAGCCCUCCCCUUGGGUUCUCAACCCUCCACUCCCACCGAAAACCACGCUCUCCCCUCCGAACCAACACAACAACAAUCCAAAGAAUCGGCCCGCACAGAAGCCUUCGCUGCCCUCCAAACAAAGGGAACAGCCUACCUCUCCGCCUCUUCCUCCUCAGACUCCCCUUCCGACGCCGCCACGACUCGUCCCACUUCCCUCAUCGUUGUAGGCUCUCUAGUAGACAACGCAUACAAUCUCGGCGGUCUCUCCCGUAUCUCCGAAAUCUUCGGCGCGCAAGCAAUGUAUAUCCAAUCACCACAAUCUGUGCUCGGUAAUAAGGACUUUGUCUCCGUAGCCGUGGCAUCGCAAAACCAUCUGCCUAUCCACGAUUUACACAGUGACAACUUGUCUGAGUUCCUCACGGAGAAGAAGACGCAAGGAUACACUGUUGUAGGUGUAGAACAAACAGAUCGUAGCGUCCUGCUUGGCUCAGAGGAGUGCAAGUUACCCGAGAAGACCCUGCUGGUCAUGGGCAGAGAGAAGGAAGGUGUACCUGCUCAUGUCCUGGGCGAGUGUGAUAUGUUGGUGGAGAUCCCGCAGAAGGGAGUCACGAGAAGUAUGAAUGUGCAGACUGCAGCAGGAGUUGUGCUCUUUGAAUACGCUAGACAGCAUCAAGGGUGA